Suillus paluster is the source of this 351-nucleotide messenger RNA. RefSeq lists its product as uncharacterized. The transcript has a single exon. NCBI's taxonomy places the organism in Eukaryota, Fungi, Basidiomycota, Agaricomycetes, Boletales, Suillaceae. The record is from RefSeq and is a predicted model, not a curated record. Bases 1 to 351 code for a protein of 116 amino acids.
AUGUGUUUGCUCGCGACCAAGUACGUACUUGGUUCCAGAGAAUGGGAGUCGAGCACGAACAUUUUGGUCCAACGCAUUUUUUCCGGUGCACCCGACGAGUGGUUCGACAAACGAGGCAUGAUGGAUCUCUGGGCUGUCCCCACCUACUAUCUUGUCGGGUUCUGGAUUCAUGUUAUAAUAAUCACGCGAAGGCAGAGAGAAAAUCCCGACUCAACUGUGACCAACUACUCGGGUUUUGAUGAGGAACCUGCGGACCACACGGUGAAGGAGAAAAUUAUGGCGGGGAGUGGAUCAACUGACGAGGAGAUUCCUUGGAUUACUGUUGUGGACCCUUUUUUCCGAAAGAGUUGA